AAAACAUUAAUAUAGGAAACGUUUCCAUAUAUGCAUUAACACUGCAGUCUACACUUUAUUAUCUGGUGCAUUGACACUGUAAUCAGCGCCAAAACAUGUCGUGUCGAAAUCCCAGCAAGAUCGCAAAAGACUUCUGGAUUCGCUUGGCGAUCUAUUUGGUUUAUUCUUCCCUAGGAGCUUUCAUAUUCAUGACYGUUGAGAACAGACCUUAUAAAGAUUUCAAAGAAAACCUCAACGAAAUUCAAAUGAAAGUUCGCAGUGAUCUAUGGAGAUUACGAAACAACACGAAAACUUGCGUUUCCAAUAUGACUGAUCGGGAAAUGGAGAUUUUCGCCGAAAAAGUGAGAAAUAUUACAAARGUUUUAACCGAAAGGCCAAASGAAUGGGACUUUUCAAGAGGAGUAAAUCUGUGUUUUGAGAUAAUGUCAACGAUAGGGUAUGGUUCCACGCCACCAAAGACACAAGCAGGACGCUUGAUAGCAGUSUUCUACACCCUUUUCGGAAUCCCAAUCUUUCUGUUCUUGUUGAAAAGUGUUGGUGAAGUCAUMAACAGACAGAUCAUCAAAUCCAUCAAUUUCUUCGAGAAGAAAUUCCUGAAUAGAGAAGAGCCAGAAAACGUAGAAUUAAAGGUUCUCGUUGGUUUUACGUUUUUGCUGUUUCUGGACGUGUUUCUUGAAGCUGUUUUCUUCAUGAUUAGCCGUGAGCUUACAUUUAUUGAUGGAUUGUAUACUGUCAUAAUAACAGCWACCACAGUUGGUUUUGGUGACAUAACGUUGAAUAACGUCUUGACGAUGACYAUAAGCCUAGUUUUYCUAUCAACUGUUCUUGAUGGUGCGUCUUGCUACGCAGAGAAAAAAAUAGAAGAACAGCGAAAGAAGCAGAAUUGUACGUGUUUUGGCCGAGGAAAGAAGAGGAAUGUUACCGAAAAUGAAAUGGAAGGAUACGGUACGGAGAAUAAAGCAAUUGAUCACGAUAGAACGGAGAAAUUGAAUGAUGAACAGGGGAUAUCGAAAGUUGAAGAGAUUUCUUAGUGGACUAUAAAAAUAUCAAAGAAAGAGGCACAACUGAGAAGUUUCAAUAAUAGUUGUGAAGAAAGUGUAGUCCUAGCGAACAAUAACACAACUGAAAUAUUAAAAGCACAAACACUACUUGGCACAUACACCACUUCAAAGACAACCAGAAAGAAACACUGAAGGAGCCCGCUGGAUGGAUUUGCGUUCAAGCUCCGAGAAGUGAAGAACGUUAACUAUCUAAUUAAACACUAGUCAACAUGUUGUACAACUUGUCAGUACACGAUAUUAUGGCAAAGAAAUGUUAUAAAACGAUCGUUAUUCAUGACACUAUAACAAUSAACGACAGAAMCGUCARAAUGAUUAUGAUAACAAAACAYACACAAUUGUGCUGGCUAUUGAUAWUACCAAUAAAGUCAGUACGUAAUUACUAUAAUAAGAA
Messenger RNA from Exaiptasia diaphana, 1452 nucleotides. RefSeq names its product potassium channel subfamily K member 4. Gene Ontology annotation, molecular function: potassium ion leak channel activity. Bases 96 to 1031 code for a protein of 311 amino acids. Gene Ontology annotation, cellular component: membrane. The record is from RefSeq and is a predicted model, not a curated record. NCBI's taxonomy places the organism in Eukaryota, Metazoa, Cnidaria, Anthozoa, Actiniaria, Aiptasiidae. Gene Ontology annotation, biological process: stabilization of membrane potential; potassium ion transmembrane transport. The transcript has 2 exons.